AGGGACAGAGGUGGCCCCCAGGCCUGCGGUCGGCGCGGUCAGGGGAGGGACCAGCGGACUUCCCAGACUUUCAUCACUUGGGAUGUUUGCCUGCUGGAAGGUGAAGGAGAUCACGGACAGAGAGUGAGUAGCUAAUAAAGGGCGCGUGCAGCAUGGCUGUAACUGGGCUCAGACUGCUCACUGGUGCUCUAAGAAAGCCAGACGCCUGGCUCGGACUCUGGGGUGUGCUUCAAGGAACCUCUCCAGACAAACUCUGUGCUUCCUGGAAUCGAUACUUAUAUUUUUCUAGUUCCAAGUUAAACGCAUUAAAUUAUAAAACACUUUUCCGUAGCAUUUUUCCUCUGCGACUCCCAGGGCUGUUAGUAGCUCCAAAAUGUACUUUUCCAUUUUCCAUACGACUCAAAAGCAAUAUAAACUCCAAAAAAUCCACUAGAAAGACUCUGCAAAAAGAUGCAGAUGAAGAAGACUCCGAUGAGGAGAUCCAUCACCCCGAGAGGAGUGAGCAGGAAGAAGAGCUUGAGGAUGACCCUGGUGUGGUCAAGGACUACAAAGACCUGGAGAAAGUGGUCCAGUCUUUCCGGUACGAUGUCAUCCUGAAGACAGGCCUUGAUAUUGGGAGAAACAAAGUAGAAGAUGCAUUCUACAAAGGUGAACUCAGACUGAAUGGAGAAAAAUUAUGGAAGAAGAGCAGAACGGUGAAGGUGGGAGAUACACUGGAUCUCCUCAUUGGAGAGAACAAAGAGACGGGGACAGAAGUGGUGAUGCGGAUUCUCCUGAAAGCCGUCUAUGAUGAGAAGACGGAAAGCGACAAGCACCGAGUGCUGUUGCGACGGUGGAAGAACUUAAAGCUGCCAAAGACUAAAUGACCACGCCGUCUCCCCACGGCUGCUUCCUGCUGUCAGAGGGGCCACCGUGCAAAGAGGGCGUUUUUACUGAAAUAAAGUUCUGUCAUUUGUGGGA
Messenger RNA from Microtus oregoni (creeping vole), 960 nucleotides. RefSeq names its product mitochondrial transcription rescue factor 1 (gene Mtres1). NCBI's taxonomy places the organism in Eukaryota, Metazoa, Chordata, Mammalia, Rodentia, Cricetidae. The coding region runs from base 153 to 866 and encodes 237 amino acids. The transcript is spliced from 5 exons. The record is from RefSeq and is a predicted model, not a curated record.